AUGAUCACGAAUGUGGCUGGUCUUCCGUCUUUCAGUGGAAGAGUGGGAGAACUGCAAGAAGUGCUGAAAAAAGUUGCAACCGAGUCCAUCACUUACGAAGAUUUUCUAAAGUGGCAUGACAUGAGUAUGAAGCCGGCAUCGAAACAGUCUUCCGAGCACAAGAGCGUGAAUGGUGUUGCAAAGCAGGUCCCGUCGACUUCUACCUCUAAUAAAACUGCCAGUCAUGGAACAGAUUCGAUAAAUGAGACCUCGAGUGUAACCCAGUCUAAAAAUCCACCAACUACGCUGGAACCGACGAAAAGAGUGACCCUCGCACAAGCAGUGGCCGCCUCAAAACUACCACCUCGCAUGCGUCCGAUGACCAUUCCAAGUGCUCAAAUAUCGGAGAAGUUUGAGACUGAGAAGCAAACGACAAUUAGAGCUGUGACGACCGCUGUUGAGAACAGUAAAGUGACUCAUAAGAAGAAAUGUGAGCAGCGUUGGCUGCCGGGAAGCCCCCUCCACGUUUCGAUUUCUUGUGGACCGAAAACUUGGCGAGAGCUUUACGAAGCCAAAUGGAUCUUUACUGGUCAGUACUGUUGA
Messenger RNA from Cooperia oncophora, 582 nucleotides. Lineage: Eukaryota; Metazoa; Nematoda; Chromadorea; Rhabditida; Trichostrongylidae. The record is from the annotation of a GenBank genome assembly.